Messenger RNA from Pecten maximus, 3805 nucleotides. Its product is annotated as estrogen receptor-like. Lineage: Eukaryota; Metazoa; Mollusca; Bivalvia; Pectinida; Pectinidae. The transcript has 10 exons. Bases 723 to 3122 code for a protein of 799 amino acids. Gene Ontology annotation, molecular function: DNA-binding transcription factor activity; sequence-specific DNA binding; zinc ion binding. The record is from RefSeq and is a predicted model, not a curated record. Gene Ontology annotation, biological process: regulation of DNA-templated transcription.
AUCUGCAUUAACGAUAUUGAUGGUUGAUGAUGGACAGUUGACGUUCUGUAUUAUAUAGCUAUAUGCUAACGCCAAUAUCUCCUCUUAUAGCCCGAUCAGAUCUGGGGUCACUUUGGGUCAACCUGUUGCCCUCAUGGCUUGACGUUGACUCGGACACAUUCAGGACACGACCGUACUGGCCCACAGCAAGGGAUACUCAUCAGCGACAGCCGAUCAAACUGACCACAAAGAUUCAACUCUCUAUCUGCGGACAUUCACUGGACUGGACUUAGUUGUACCAAACAAACAUAUUUCACAUAUAUACAGUCGCCGUAGUGGACAAAACAGACUUUAAAACCCAUACGAAGCUGACGGUAGAAUUGGUAGAGCGAGAGCGUUAAUGCUCUGCUCCGUUGACCUGUGGGUGACCCUGUCAUUGACCUCAGAGAGGGUCGCAAGUAAGGCCUUUAUAGUGAGUACUGUAUACAACACUGCCUCUCGUGCUGAAGUUCCAGGAUGCUGUUUUUACUUUUACUGUAUAUACAAACCAUUCUAUAUGUAUGAAUUUAUAAAUGAUAUAGAUAGCGAAACGUCGAGACUUCCGAGCAUGUGAUUGUGUACUUAUUCGUAUACCAGGAGAGGAUUAAUUGAACAGGUCAUGUCAGGCUACAACUAUCGUUUUCCCGGAAGUGCGGUGUUCAUAUCCGGUUUACUCCCUGAGGAGGUGUACCUGAUUUGCUAAGAUGCCUCCACCAAAGAAACCAAAAACCGGAAGAACAUCAAUUGACCAGUUCCUCUCAAACGAGGAGCAGAUGGUCCGGGAUGGCUAUAUCCGAGACCGCUGUUGGUCGUAUUCUAGUCGAGAAUCAAUAGAUAGUAUCCGGAAUAGGAGUGGAUCCACUUCCGGCGAAUCUGACAUCCGGGAUCGCACAAAUUCCUAUUCUGGCGAAUCUGAUAUAAGUCGAGGUUCUCCCCGACAAAGCCUUGACUUGGAGUGUACAACAUUUUCUGCAGAAAGUCGAUCCAACGGGUUAAAACUUUUAAGAGAAUUAAUUAUAAAGAAAAAAGACACGGAAGAACAAAGGGUGCCUGGAGGAAGUUGUGGAGAACAGUCUCCGGUAAGCGGAAGUGCGUCACCAACGAACUCCAAUACAUCUGAAAAGAUCACAGACGUUGACAUGAAAUCUCCUCCGUGUAAGGUAGAAAAGGUGGAGAAAUUUGACAGUACGGACAAUAUCGACCGGAAACCUAGCCCUGAUCCGCUACCACCAGCCGCAGAAAAACGCGAAGUUCUUGUGGUGCCAAAUAUCGAAGGAAAAGUUAAAACGGCCAGUAAAACCUGCGUCACUUCCGCCUUCAAUAAGAAGAGUGAUGAUAAACUUCUGAAUAAUCUCGUGGCGUCAUCACUGAUGACAUCACGUGCAAACGGCAUGCCUAUGACGACAGUGCCAAGUUAUCUAUCACCCUAUUACUAUGGCCAUUCGCCGAUUUUAUCAUCAAUGUAUACAAACGGCAUGGAGUCGGAGCCUCGAGAUUUAUCCCGAAAAGUGCCUAAAUCCGAGAACAGUUUAGAGACCAGAUACUUUGAGAGUUUGUCCCUUGGUCUCAGUGAUAGUAACCUCCAUUCUUAUAUGCACUUUAAUUUAAAUCCGUAUAAUAGUGUGCCAGCUGCGAACGAAAAACAAUAUUUAGAGGCUAGAAAAAACUUAGUUGGUAUGUUGAAGGAGCCUCGUUUCAGCAAUUCCGGUCACGUGGGAUAUCCAACGCCACCGGCUGAAAAAGACGUUACUUUCGGAGGAGCGUUUCCUUUCUUUGUAAAUGGCUACGAUCUUCACAGGGACUCCUUGGAUAAAAUGGCCCCCAAAGAGGAACAUCCCGGAGUUGGGGGUAUGAUGUCACCUGGGAAUUACCUGUCAGUUUCACACCUGAUGCCCCCCUCAAGCCACGUUCCCUCGUCCACCACCUCUGAUAUGAGGGAUCACGAGGGAUCGCUGCUCCCCCUCCUCGACGCCUCCAUGUCGUAUGCCGGAAGUAGGAAGUUCAAACAACACUCAAAUUCAGCAGGUCCUAAUACAAACAAGCUUUGCCAGGUGUGUAACGAUAACGCCUCCGGAUUCCACUAUGGAGUUUGGUCUUGUGAGGGUUGCAAGGCAUUCUUCAAAAGAAGCAUCCAGGGGCCAGUCGAUUAUGUCUGUCCUGCAACUAAUACUUGCACCAUUGACAAACACAGACGGAAGAGCUGCCAGGCCUGCAGACUUCGUAAAUGUUACGAGGUCGGCAUGAACAAAGGAAGCCAAAGGAAGGACAGAAAGAGUUGUUUAAGUAUGGGCAAGCAUACGACCAAGAGGAAUCGCGCAGACUCCAUGGAUAAUACUGUUAAUUCAACAAGCGGAAGCCCCAAUCCAGCUAAGAGUUCAAGGCGAUCACAGACAUCCACGAUACUGGACAUUUUAGCCAAGGCGGACUUGCCCACCAUUGAGAGUUUCCACAAUCACAACGUACCGCCAACGAAAGUGCAUUUAUUAAAUUCGUUAACAAAGUUAUCGGAACGGGAACUAGUUCAUCUAAUCAACUGGGCGAAGAAUGUUCCAGGCUACACAGAGUUGUCCCUUAGCGACCAGGUUCACCUGAUUGAGUGUUGCUGGAUGGAACUCAUUCUUCUGAACUGUGCAUAUCGGUCAAUGGAUCACGGUGGCAAACGCCUAGCGUUUGCGUCUGACCUCAUAUUGGAAAGACCUCACUGGGGAACCGUUGGUAUGUCCGAAAUAUUUGAACAAGUGGCGGCUGUGUCUGAACAAAUGGUUCAAUGCAAUCUUCACAAAGAUGAACUUCUCUUGCUUCAGGCCACAGUUCUUGUGAACGCGGAGGUCCGAAAACUUGCCAGUUGUAGUAAAAUAUACGAAAUGAGACAAACGAUAUUGGAUGCCUUAGUGGACACAGCUCAAAAAUAUCACCCAGACAAUCUGAGACAUGUUCCGUCCAUCCUUCUAUUACUCACUCACCUUCGACAGGCUGGGGAACGAGGCAUAGCCUACUUCCAGAAGCUUAAAAACGAGGAAACAGUGUAUUUCUGUGACUUACUCAAAGAAAUGUUGGAUGCACAGGACUAUUCUGAAAAGCGUGCAGGUAAUGAAGGAGAAUGACGGAAAGUUUAAUUUAUCUAUUUUAAUUUUCACGUCAUCAAUUUGGUGCAUUUAAAACAAACUUUUAAAUUCCACUUUCAUAUUCAAUGGAUAUGAAGUGAACUUUAAAUAGGGCAUUUUUCUUAUGUGCGCAUCAAGUAUCUCUACCGUAACGAUUCUGGUGGUUGAAUAUUUUGACUGCGUUCGGAAUACCUCGGACAUGAUGAAGUAGAAACUGGUUCAUUGACGGGACACAUUGUGUUCCCGAUAUGACGUGAUGGAAUUCAUGAACCUAUGAACCAUCAUCCAUGUGUAGUGUGAUGAACAAGAGUAUGAUAAAACUGGAAUAGGCGCAGCCUUGAAUCGGAGUUGUUCAACACUAUGGUGACGUCAUGAUUGUCCGAUUAGUCGUGGGAGAAAACUGUUAUAUAUGCGUUAUUGUGUAGACCAAGUGUCUGUAACUACUUAACGUGUUGUAAUACUGAACAGGACGUUGAACAAAUCAUUCAUUUCGUUAUUGCAUCUGUGGGAUAUAUAGCUUAAAGCGUGAAUUCGAGGUUUGUCAUUUAUGUAGUGCGCUUAUUAUGACGUAUCACUGUUAAUGUGCCAAUUCAAAACACGUCUUAUGGUAAUAUUUUCUUUUGGUUAAUAUUCAAUGGCUAGAAUUUAUUUGGACAUACGGAGGUCAUAUUAAAAUUAACUCU